GCUAGCUAGUUACGCAGUAGCAUUUAGGCGUCGGGCAGCUAGUGAAGAUUUGGACCAAUGCCUUAGAAAAGAUCCUUUAUUCUCCUCUCUCUGAUGAAGUGAAUGUCAUCCACUAGCCUCAGUGGGCCCUUUUCUUUGAUAUUAACCCCAAACACCGGUGAUAUCGGUCGACUGGACGUUAUUUUCAGCGGACACAUUUUCCGUCUUUGGCCGACCGAGCUAACAGCUAGCUUAGCUCCGUUAACUGAAGUUAGCCUGUUAGCAUCGGCUGGAUGGAGAGAGAUUCGAUGAAAGAAGCUUAGACUCUGCAUGGCGAAGGACGGGCCUCAGCGGGAGUGAGCAGCCAAUCAGACGAGUCCAUUGGUAGCAGCAUGGCGUCCCGUCAGAGGAACUCGGUGCGGAUCCUGUCGAGCCGGGAGCGUGGCUCUCAGACGUUCGGCUCCCAGCGCCUCCUGCAGCUGCUGGUGGAGGAGAAGGUCCGCUGGAUGAAGUGGCAGAGUCAGAAAGUGGAGCUGCCGGACAGCCCUCGAUCAACCUUCCUGCUGGCAUUCAGCCCAGACAGGACCCUCAUGGCUUCCACACACGUUAACCACAACAUUUAUAUAACGGAGGUGAAGACAGGAAAGUGCCUACAUUCCCUCGUGGGCCACCGUAGAACCCCCUGGUGUGUGACCUUUCAUCCCACUAUCCCUGGCCUGGUGGCCUCUGGGUGCCUUGACGGCGAAGUCCGAAUCUGGGACCUACACGGCGGCAGUGAGAGCUGGUUCACGGAGAGUAACGUGGCCAUCGCCUCGCUGGCCUUCCACCCAACCGCUCAGCUGCUCCUCAUCGCCACCAACAACGAGCUGCACUUCUGGGACUGGAGCCGACCGGAGCCGUUCGCCGUGGUCAAGACGGGCAGCGACACCGAGAGAGUCCGGUUGGUGCGGUUCGAUCCUCUCGGUCACAACCUGCUGACGGCGAUUGUGAAUCCAUCCAAUCAGCAGAACGAGGAGGACUCUGAGGUCCCGAUGGACAGCGUUGAGAUGCCUCACUUCCGCCAGCGCUCCUUCCUGCCCACACCGCCGAUCCGCCGUACUCCCAUCCUCCACAACUUCCUGCACAUCCUUUCGUCUCGCUCUCCGGGGGCUCAGACCGGAGGUGAACAGCCCCGCCCCCUCGGUGACGGUGGCGGCAGUGUUGGGGAAUCUCCCAGCAUGCCUCUGGCUCAGUACCCGGGCUCUGACCGCGGUCCGCCGUUUCCCGGCUGCACUCAGCACCUCGGGAUGGUGUGUCUGUGCAGCCGCUGUUCCAUCAGCCGUAGUCCCGCCCUCUCUGUGAACACAGCCCCCCCUGAGGGGCCCCCUCCCCCCUCAGCCUCCACCUUCUCCUCAGCCCGCACGGAGCCCAGACAGCCGUCAGAGCGACCUUCCGCCUUCACCUCCGUCUACUACAGCGCCGGCUCUUCUAUCAACACCACGGCGCCCAGCAUGGAGCAGCACGCUGCACCCCGGCCCGCCCCCGACUGGACCCGUAACCUGCUGAGUAUGAGAGAGGGCGGGGUCAGCCCCGGGAUGCUUCCUCCUAGGACAUCUUCGUCCUCCAUCAGCCUGUUGUCCGUGCUCCGCCAGCAGGACGGCUCCUCCCAGUCCCCUGUCUACACCUCCGCCACAGAGGGGCGGGGCUUUCCACAGCCGGGGGAGCCAGGGGGGCGGGACGGAGCAGGAACGAGCAGCGGGCACCACCCAUUCUGGGACGGCUCCCGCAGUAACACGGCGUCCUUCAGGAACGUUCUGCAGUGUAACCUUAGUCGUUACUUCAUGGAGUUUGACCGCAUGCAGGACUUGGAGCCUCCGCUAGGGGGCGCCAUGGUGGACGGAGGUCAGGAGCAGAGCCAGGAGCUUCUGAACAACAACAUGGACCCUGACAGACCUGGGCCUUCAUCAUCCUCUUCCUCUUCUCCCACCAUCAUCCACUACCAGCCCCCGCUCCCCCCGCCCCCCUCCUCUCACAGCCUGGAGAACAACGUCCCGCCCCCCGCCGCCCGGGGUCACCUGAACCGCUGCCGAGCCUGUCACAACCUGCUCACCUUUAACCACGACUCUCAGCGCUGGGAACGUACCAACCAGGCCUCCUCCACCUCCGCCUCAGGCCUGGACCCCUCCUCCUCCACCUUCCCCUCCUCUUCAUCUCCAUGGCAACCAGACGACGGCAGGCGGACGCUGGAAGCCCCGCCCACGGAGCGAAGGGGGCCUCCAGAGCCCAACGAGCAGUCUCCGCCCCCCGUAGGUGGAGGACCAGGACCAGUGGCCUUCCCCAUCGCUCCGACCCCGAGCCAGCCCGGGGAGCAGACGGUGGGUCUGGUCUACAACCAGGAAACGGCGCAGUGGGAGCGGGUGUACCGGCAGGCCGCCGCUGGGAGGGCGGCCGAGCCACCGGAGGCCUUAAGCCAAGAAAUGCCUGUUGACCCCCCCGACGAGGACUCGCUGAGGAGGCGACUGUUGGAGUCCUCUCUGCUGUCGUUGUCCCGCUACGACAUGUCAGGAUCCAGAGACCAUCCCAUCUACCCCGACCCAGCCAGAUUGUCUCCAGCUGCUUACUACGCCCAGAGGAUGAUCCAGUAUCUGUCCAGGAGAGACAGCAUCCGUCAGCGCUCUCUCCGCUACCAGCAGAACCGCCUCCGCGCCAUGUCCUCGUCAUCUGACAGCCCCGCCAGUAACCCGUCCAACUCCAUGGACAACAGCGACGUGGACUUUGAGGAGCUGGAUGAUAACGGCGACAGAGCCAGACACAGGACUCCCCGUAACGCCAGGAUGUCUGCUCCCUCUCUGGGUCGCUUCGUCCCACGGCGGUUCCUCCUCCCUGAGUACCUCCCUUACGCUGGAAUCUUUCAUGAGAGAGGGCAGCCCGGCCUGGCCACACACUCCUCAGUCAACAGAGUCCUCGCUGGAGCGUCUAUUGGAGACGGUCAGUCUGCAGUGGCCAGUAACAUCGCUAACACCACGUACCGUCUGCAGUGGUGGGACUUCACCAAAUUCGACCUGCCUGAGAUCAGCAAUGCCUCCAUCAACGUUCUGGUGCCAAACUGUAAAAUCUACAACGAUGCGAGCUGUGACAUCUCUGCAGAUGGGCAGCUGCUCGCCGUUUUCAUUCCCAGCAGCCAGCGGGGUUUUCCAGACGAGGGCAUCCUCGCCAUCUACUCCCUCGCUCCUCACAACCUGGGAGAGAUGCUCUACACCAAGAGAUUCGGACCAAAUGCGAUCUCCGUCAGCCUGUCUCCGAUGGGCUGCUACGUCAUGGUCGGCCUGGCCUCUCGCAGGAUCCUGCUGCAUCCCACCACCGACCACAUGGUGGCGCAAGUCUUCCGUCUGCAGCAGCCUCACGGUGGAGAGACGUCCAUCAGGAUGGUCUUUAACGUGGUCUACCCGAUGGCUCCAGACCAGCGGCGCCACGUCAGCAUCAACUCGGCUCGCUGGCUUCCUGACCCCGGGAUGGGUCUGGCUUAUGGAACCAACAAGGGAGACCUGGUGAUCUGCAGGCCUGUGUUUUACCGGAGUGAUGGCGAGAGCCCCGCCGAGUCCAGCAGCGAGCCUUUAUUCUCCGUCAACAACAGCGGGACGAGCCGGACCCGAGGCACCGACAGACCAGGGCCGAAUCGCUCUGGAUGGAGGCUGGACAGAGACAUGGGUUUGAUGAACGCCAUUGGUCUUCAACCUCGACAUCCCGCCCCCUCAGUGACAUCACAAGGAACCCAAACGCCAAUCAUCCAGCUGCAGAACGCCGAGACCCAAACGGAGAGGGACCUAUCAGAGCCCAGCGUGUCCCAACCACCGACCAAUGUCCCUCCUGAGAUGCCGUCCACCAGUGGGGCGUCUUCAGGGCAGGCGGAGGCGUCUCAGAGCGUUGGAGCUGAUGGAGCAGCGGCUGAAGCUUCAGCAGAGUCCAGCACGUCUACAGGAAGUACUGCAGAGUCUCCCGAGUUCGGCUCCGGCGAGGACGCUCUGGCGAGGAUCCGUCGUCUUAUGGCAGAGGGCGGUAUGACAGCAGUGGUGCAGCGGGAGCAGAGCACCACGAUGGCGUCGAUGGGCGGCUUUGGGAACAACAUCAUCGUCAGCCACCGGAUCCACCGCGGCUCUCAGACGGGCACAGGGGCCUCCAGACCGCCAGCCGACCCCUCGAUGUCCGCCCCCUCCACCUCAGGGCCCCUCCUCAUUCCCCCUGCCCAUACUUCCUCCACUUCAGAGCAGCUGUGGGGCCCCCCGAUGCUGCCGGGCCCCCCGCCGCCCGGCCUCCCUCUGGACAUGGACGACGUGUUCGACGGCGGCCGGACAGACGAUGACUCGCUGCCUGGCCCCUCCUCUUCCUCCCUGCUGAUGUCUUCCCCUUCCUCCUCGUCUUCGUCCUCUCGCAGCCCAGGGGGAGGCGGGGUCAGCCCCCCUGACAGUUACCACGGCGACCCGUACAGCAGGUAGGUGUCCCAAAGCCUUAUCUCUCAAAGACAUGGGUGCUGCUCUGACUCGAACAGGGUCUCCCGCCUGGAAAAAGGGACACAAAGCCCCGCCUCCCCCCUCCUCGUCCCCCUUUGGAGUGUCAGCAGCAUGGGCGUGCACUUCCUCUGCACUUAAACCUGGACUGAAGCUGAACCGCCAUCAUUCCUCGUCUACUUGAACGGAGGCCGGUGGGCGGGCGCCGCGCUCUCUCUGAAAACACGAUGGAGACAAAGUGCCAUGUCAGAGGAGGGGCGUGUGUUUGGUGUGUGCGUGAGAGUUACUGCGGCAUGUGGCAUUUGGUGCCAUGUGACGUUGAACUUUGACGUGAUUGAAGUGUUUCAAGUCAGCACUACUUUUAUUUUGAAGCCUGUUUUUGUAUCCUGUGUAAUUAUGAUGUUUAACUCGGACUCGAAGUCGGACUCGGAUCAUGACCCGCAGUUCAUGGAGGAAGUUACUGCCCCUCCCCCUCCCCCACCACAUGAGGAGAAGGAAUCAUGGCUGAACAGACUGAACUCCCUGCAUGUCUCUAAUGCUGCAGAUCUUCAAAGACGCUGAUUAUUUUAUUUUGAAAGGCUGAAGCGGAGAAGAACAGUUUCCUAAAUCCACCAGUUGCACUAUAGAGAGUUUGGUGCUAGGAAAGAGUGAGUGUGUGUUUCUAUUUGUGUGAGAGUGUGUGAUCGAUCACUGAAACAGAGACUCUGAGGUCAUGACGUCAUGUGAUCAUGUUUGCGACGGACUUUUUAUUCCUGCUUUUGGUCUGUGUGAGGAAGAACAUCGGCUAAAACGGACAACCCUAGAGACUAAGCAACAGAUCGUUUUUAUAUCUGACCUUUAACCAAGACACGAGACAAUGUGGGCCACUAACAUUCUUUUCUCAAGAGCCAACCUUUGAUCCAAUUCUGAGGAAAUGUUCUGAGGAUAAAAUCAAUGAUCUGAUAUCAAAGUGCUAAGGGAAAAACUUUGAUCUCAGGAUUCUGAGUCUGAUCCUAGGAUUCUGACUUUAAUCUCAGAAUUCUGACUUUAAUCUCAG
This is a messenger RNA of Cheilinus undulatus (humphead wrasse), 5499 nucleotides long. It is a transcript of the gene ambra1b, whose product is annotated as autophagy/beclin-1 regulator 1b. The record is from RefSeq and is a predicted model, not a curated record. Gene Ontology annotation, molecular function: protein binding. NCBI's taxonomy places the organism in Eukaryota, Metazoa, Chordata, Actinopteri, Labriformes, Labridae. The transcript is spliced from 19 exons. Gene Ontology annotation, cellular component: intracellular membrane-bounded organelle. Gene Ontology annotation, biological process: autophagy. The coding region runs from base 372 to 4451 and encodes 1359 amino acids.